CAUGUGACAAACGAGACUCUCGUAACAUCCUCCCUCCCUUUCUAACAAAUCUUUCUUACCCUACAGCGCCCUCUCGUGACACGUUCUCUUUUCAAUCAAGCCGCCAUCAUGGGUAAGCCCAGAGGUUUGAGAACUGCACGAAAGCUAAAGAAUCAUCGCCGUAAACAGAGAUGGCACGAUAAUGACUACAAAAAGGCAAAUUUGGGUACCAGAUACAAGGCCAAUCCUUUUGGCGGUUCUUCCCAUGCUAAGGGAAUCGUUUUAGAAAAAGUUGGUGUUGAAGCCAAACAGCCUAACUCAGCCAUCAGAAAAUGUGUGAGAGUACAGCUCAUAAAGAAUGGUAAAAAGAUCACAGCCUUCGUACCUAAUGAUGGUUGUUUAAAUUUCAUUGAGGAAAACGAUGAAGUUUUGGUAGCUGGUUUUGGUCGAAAGGGUCAUGCCGUUGGUGAUAUUCCUGGUGUCCGUUUUAAGAUUGUGAAAGUAGCUAAUGUAUCAUUAUUGGCUCUUUUUAAAGGAAAGAAGGAGAGACCCAGAUCAUAGACAAUUUUAUUUCAUAAAUGAAUAAACAAAAAUUACUUUAAAAAAAAAA
Molecule: messenger RNA, 589 nt
Organism: Octopus bimaculoides (California two-spot octopus)
Lineage: Eukaryota; Metazoa; Mollusca; Cephalopoda; Octopoda; Octopodidae
Product: small ribosomal subunit protein uS12
Biological process (GO): translation
Cellular component (GO): ribosome; small ribosomal subunit
Molecular function (GO): structural constituent of ribosome
Source: RefSeq, a predicted model, not a curated record